ACGUCAGUGAGCAGUCAGUUAGCGACAAUUAUGAACGAAGUUCCCACCGCUGCCGUAGCUUCAUGAAGCAUCUAGUAUCGCUAAGAUUGCUCCCUGCUUAAUUUUAGAAUAAGUUUUUAUUGUACUCAGACAAGAGUACGAAGGUACUGAAAUAUCGAAGUCUGGCCUCAAAUGUUCGCAGGAGCUCCAUCCAGCAUCCUCAUUCAGGCUGCCGCCCCCUGCCUCCCCCCCGCUGCGACCUCGCACCUUUCAGGAUGAACAAACUUUCUGUGGGAGUGAAAGCUGCUGAAAGCAGAGCAAACCAUUGGGUGGAUCCAUCCUUUAUUGAUUUGAAAGAGGAAAGUUCUUCUCUGUCUGGAAGAAGAAGAAAUCCUAUAAUAUGCUCCAAGGCUGAGAUAAAGAGGCCAAGGAAGAGGAAAGGAGAAGCCAGCAGCUCCUACCUGCUGAAAGAGUCGGCCCAGAUGGACCAGAAUGAACCCUGGGUGGACAAAUACUCACCCCAUUCACAGGCUGAACUAGCUGUCCACAAGAAGAAGGUUGAGGAAGUUGAAAACUGGAUCAGAGUUCACACCAAUACAUCAACGGGUGGGAUUUUGCUGUUGAUGGGGCCGUCAGGCUGUGGAAAGACUGCCACAGUCCAUGCUUUGUCACUGGAGAUGGGCUUCAGGGUUCAGGAAUGGAUCAAUCCCACAAACCUAGAACCAUACAGCAGCAGUCAGCAUGAAUGGAGAAUGAAUGGCUUCUCAUACAGCUCUCAGACAUCCCAGUUUGAGGAGUUUCUUACCAGAGCCAACAAAUACAGCUGCCUGAAGAUGGCAGGUGAUGGAGGAGUUACUGACAAGAAGCUCAUCCUGGUAGAGGAUCUGCCAAAUCAGUUCUACAGGCAGCCUGGCAGUUUGCAUGAUAUCCUGAGGCGCUUUGUGAGGACCAGUCGAUAUCCCUUGGUGUUCAUAGUGUCAGACAGUCUGAGUGGAGACAGCAGCUCACGCUUUCUUUUUCCCAAAGACAUCCAGGAGGAGCUGGGCAUUAGCAGCAUCAGCUUUAAUCCGGUGGCUCCAACUGCAAUGAUGAAGGUCCUGACUUGCAUUUCAACCCUGGAGGCAGGAAAGCAGAGUUGUGGAAGGAUGUGCAUCCCAGACCAGUCAGUGUUGGAAACGCUAUGUUCAGGAAGCUCAGGAGAUAUCCGCAGUGCCAUCAACAGCCUCCAGUUUUCCUGCCUUCCAGGCACAUCACUGGAAAAGGAUCUAUGGAGGACAAAGAAGGACAGACUUGGGAUAUCACGGUGCAGAGCUGGUGUCAGAACAAACCAGAGGAAGAAAAAGUCCAAACAGGAAGAGGAGCAGGCCAUUGGGGGGAAAGAUGCUUCUCUGUUCCUGUUCAGAGCGCUGGGAAAGAUCCUGCACUGCAAACGAGGGAAUCAUGACAGUGCUGAAGGAACUGAAGGUGGUCUUGGGCGUGGUCUGCCAUCCCACCUGUUGCAUCAUCACAGAGAAGAAUUACUAGUUGACCCUGAGUCGGUUGUUGAACGUUCACACAUGUCGGGAGAGUUCUUCAGCCUGUACCUGCACCAGAACUACCUGGACUUUUUCUCUGUGCUGGAAGAUGUGGAAAGAGCCAGCGAGUAUCUGUCUGAUGCUGACCUUCUCACUGCUGAUUGGAUGAAUCGCAGCAUUAUGGGGGAUUACGGGUCGUCAGUGGCCACAAGAGGUCUCCUUCAUUCCAACUCCCAGCAAGUGUCGGCUGGCUUCAGAUCGCUGCACAAACCCAGCUGGCUGCUGGUCAGCAAGAAGCACCGGGAGAACUGCAUGGCUGCCCAGUCCUUUUUCAGGAGCUUCUGCCUGACACCACUCAGCCUGCAGACUGAGCUGCUUCCAUACUUGGCCAAACUCACCAACCCUAUGAGGAACCAAGCCCAGAUAACGUUCAUCCAGGACGUGGGUCAGAUGCCACUCAGGAGAUUCUCCAGCAGAUUAAAACUGGAGGCUCUGACAGACAAAGAACCGGGCGAGCUGGAAAUGGACAGUGAGGAGGUAAAAGAAGACGGUCAGGGUGGUGCUGAAGAGGGUCUGCCAGCCAGCCAGCCCCAGCCUACCUUAAACCAGGUCCUCCUGGAGGACGAGGACCUGAUCAUAGAGGAAUAUACCAGUGACUAAGGCUUCUUCUACACUGUGCUCAGUGUAACACUGUGACUGUUUCAUGCUGUCAGGUUUUUGUUGCUUACGGAAGUUUUUGUGUUCUAGAGGAAGAUUGGUGCUUUGUGAAUAAGUUCUGAGAUUGACUUGUUAAAGUUUGUAUACUUUUGAUUAAAGGCAUAUUUUUUUAGCAAUUUGACUUUAAUCUUUGUGACUUUUGUAAACAAACCUAAGACUGAUCCCAGAACCCGAAAAGCUCUCACAAGGCUCGACUCUUCUUCACAGUAUGUUGAUGACAGUGAUGGACCAUGUUUUCCUCACUGGGAUGUCAUCUGUACAAAAUUUUCAAACAAGUUUCUUCUCUCAUAGAAGUGUUUGGUUCUGUCAGUUAAACUAUUUUCACUAUUUAUUGGUUUUGCUGAGUGAUUGUUCAGCCUGGGCUGAGCUGUAAUGGAGAUAUGUCCACACAAUGCUUAAUAACCACACUGUUCUCCAAUAUAUUCUCUGCUUAGCGAGGAAUGUGUAGAAAUUAAAAAAAAAAAAACAUGAAUAAAACUAAU
Archocentrus centrarchus (flier cichlid) is the source of this 2692-nucleotide messenger RNA. It is a transcript of the gene rad17, whose product is annotated as RAD17 checkpoint clamp loader component. Gene Ontology annotation, molecular function: ATP hydrolysis activity; chromatin binding; DNA clamp loader activity. The record is from RefSeq and is a predicted model, not a curated record. Gene Ontology annotation, biological process: DNA repair; mitotic DNA replication checkpoint signaling; DNA damage checkpoint signaling. NCBI's taxonomy places the organism in Eukaryota, Metazoa, Chordata, Actinopteri, Cichliformes, Cichlidae. The coding region runs from base 255 to 2153 and encodes 632 amino acids. The transcript has 17 exons.